This is a messenger RNA of Saccostrea cuccullata (small rock oyster), 698 nucleotides long. RefSeq lists its product as uncharacterized. NCBI's taxonomy places the organism in Eukaryota, Metazoa, Mollusca, Bivalvia, Ostreida, Ostreidae. The record is from RefSeq and is a predicted model, not a curated record. Bases 1 to 555 code for a protein of 184 amino acids. The transcript has 7 exons.
AUGUACAGUGUUCAACAAAUGACAACCCUUGAAUUUCCUGCAGUAUACAUAAAAAGAACAUACAACAGGAAGUACAUUUUAAUCAAAUCAUCAAACACUGAAGUUACAUAUGUUGCAGGAGUUUGUAAUAUUCAGCCUUUUACAUGCUGCGCUAACUACAAGAGAAAUGGGAGUCAAUGUGAAGAAUGUUCGCCUGGGACCUUUGGUAUAAACUGUAAGAUUUCCUGUCCUGAUGGUUUUUAUGGAAGAUAUUGCAAAGAGAGGUGCAAUUGUUCAUUAUGCAACAAGAUUUCCGGAUACUGUCAGAAUUCGAGUACUUGGGAUGUAAGCAAUCCUAUGACAGUGAACAAGAAGGGUAUAAUUUGGUGGAUCAUAAUGGUAGCUGCUUCACUAGUUGUCGGCAUUCCUUUUGGAACUAUCAUUUGCAAGAAAUGCUCUAGAGAGAAUCAACCAACUGUUUAUUUCUAUUCCACAAACACUCAUAAUCGAAAUGCCUCGGCGCAAAUGACUACGACGCAUUGCAGAAAUACUAAAAAGGAAACAAAAUGGCUCUGAAAAACAACGAUUUUAGAACGCUUAUCUUAAAAUUGUGAUUCCACUCGUCCUAUUACAACCAGAUUAGAUCAAACUUUUUUUUAUAUCUGACAAAGUGAAGUGAAUUCACAUGUUGAAGGACAAACAAAUAAUAAACAAUUUAU